AUGGCUAGCGUUCUAACGAUAAGACUUAUAUGGCUAGAUCCGCCGUACGCGAACGAAGAUGACAAUCCUCUAAAUCCGCUAGCACGAGAAAGGCAUAUAGCUUCGACGCCUUACGAACCACCGAGCUUGCCGGGCCGCUCGAAUACACAGCAAGAUGUAGAAUCCCAUGAUGCGCCGCUGAUCGCCGAGCUUUCUGCAUUGGCUAUAAGUGGUGAUGGUCCAGCGCCGUCGGGCGUCGCAAUCUACAACCCGAUCGGCUUCAGUCCUGCCGAAGCAUCCACCCAACCGCCACCACUCACUGGGCAACAUGACAAGUAUUAUCAUGGGUAUAAUAACCAGAGUUUCCAGUUGGAUGGCAAUGCCCAGGUCUCCUCGCCCGAGGCUUAUCACACGAUGCGAUCGGUAACCCCAUCCCCGUCGUCGCCCAGUCUAUUUUAUCACGAUGAUCAUGCAGUUUUCGAGCCGGGGAGUGCUUCACACACGUCAGAUAUAGGUGGCGGAUUCACAUCAUCGUCAACAUCGGCUCCAUCGCCUAGUGGCCCGGACGACCCGGUCCUCGACGGCUUUCUCCGAUCAAUCUACGAGCAGGGUGCGCUGAUUUCCUACGCGCACAAAGUAGCGUGUAUGACAAAGUAUUCAGGUCGUUCUUUGCCCGUGAAUGCGAAUGUAAUUGUAACCAGUUGA
Messenger RNA from Fusarium poae, 684 nucleotides. RefSeq lists its product as uncharacterized. Lineage: Eukaryota; Fungi; Ascomycota; Sordariomycetes; Hypocreales; Nectriaceae. The transcript has a single exon. The coding region runs from base 1 to 684 and encodes 227 amino acids. The record is from RefSeq and is a predicted model, not a curated record.